GUUCGAUCGUGCAUUACAUGAUGAAAAGCUAUAAUAAGUAUCUCAUACUCCGUAAUCCGUAUCUUCAAUAUACGUUUACAUUGAUCGAACAACCAUUUUAUUAAUUUGGCAGUUUAAUUCAUUUUUAUUUAUUUCACGGUUAUUUGGUUAACCGUUAGUGGUUAACCGAAAUUUGGGUUAACCAAUCCCCGGUUAACCGUCAUGGUACCGAUAGAGUGAUAGUUGUAUUGAAAAUAUAUUAACCGAACUAUCAGUUAACAGAAGUUGGUUAACCAAAAGCGGUUAAGCAGCGUGCCCACCCCUUGGUCCUCAGCCAAUCGGCCAUUCCCUCUGUGGAUCACCGAUAUCAAUUCCUUCUAUCUGCUGUCGUGACCUCCUCCGAUCCCACACCGGAAGAGAUUUUAUAACCCGCCAGCCUCGUCAACCUACAUAUCGGAAGACACCCCCCCCAAUUCUUGACUGAAGAGCAGUUUGACAGUAAAAUGCCUUAUGAACCAUCAAUGUCUGCUGAGAAAAGAGGAGCCUCUCCUGAGGCAUUAGCUGAAGAGGUACCAAAUCCGAAGAGAAUAGAACCAUCUGUAUUUGCUGCUUCAGGAGUGCCUCUCUAUGCUUCUUUUACUCAGCUUGUCAAUGAUCCAUCCAUCAAUAAUCUGGCUCAAGAACUAGCAGUAGAUCCGCAUCUUAUUCAGAUGGUAACAGAUCUCCUGGAACCCCUCCAAAACGAUGGAAAUGAACAUGUUAUCUGCAAUCUUGAUGCCUGGAAACAAUUCGCAUCAUUGCAAAUUUGGCAAAAUCAAAAGCACUGUAGAGCAUUGAAUCAGUGUUUGCGACCAUGCCCACUUGAGACCGAUCCAAAGCAAGUUCAAGUGGCUCAACAAAUUGAAGAACAAAUGUCUUGUAUCAAGAAUAAUGCCUCUUUCAAACCUAUAUUAGGAGAUAGAGAGCCUGUUGCUAUGAUGAGGGCGGCAUUGAUAAUUUUGAUCACUUCUUGGAGUGGAAAAGAUGUGAUUGGGGAUCUGCCUGAACCAAUGAAUACGGAUGAGUUGUGUGACAGUGAUACUGGUUGUGAAUCUACAUCUCCUGACAGCGGCUGUGAUAGUGAAUAUAUGACAUCUCUUGACAGUGGCAGUGAUAGUGAAUCUACGACAUCUCUUGACAGUUGUUCCGAGCUCUUAGUAUUCAAGUCAGAGAGUGGUGAAGCAAAUAUGAUUCCUCUACUUGUUUAUGGUCCCUCCCUCAAGUUUUUCACUGAUAAAGUAUUGAAAGAUGAGGCAGCUGUUCAACUUUUAAAUGAGUUUCUUGGUACACUUUUUGUCAAUUCAGAACAUACCUGUAGUAAUCCUGCAUUGGAUCAUUUUGACAAAGUAAAAAAGAUUUGGGGACACCGUGACUUUCUUAGAGUUCUUUUAAAGGAGGAGGGUGUCCCCUAUCCAAUGAAGACAUGUAAGAUUUUAGCUAGCCGCAAACUGACCGAAUUCAUUGUACCUAAGAUUAGGAGUGAUCCUUCAUUUAAAGUUAUUGUUCAAUAUACGGAACCUGCAAGUAUGAUGAGGAGUGCCUUGAGUAUUAUAAUAGGAUUCUGGGCUAAUGAAGUUGCACUUCUUCCAUUGGUUUAUACAAUGGGUGGUCGUGCUUUCGGAGUAAAAAAAGUCAUCGGAGAUGCCCUUCCUAGUUUUGUGAAGGAAGCGAAAACUCAUUCUCCUUUGGGAGAAGAGAGAUGUAAGAAUCAAAUGUGCAUGGAGUCUCCAGCUUGCUGUAUCAUUGCUGAGCUUUGUCAAGAUGAAUCCAUUAGCAAAUUGGCUGACCAACUAACAAAGGUUCCAAAAGCAGUCACCUGGGCGGAAGAAUUCCUAGCAUCUCUUAAGGAUGAUGUUCCGGUAAAGUAUGCUCACUAUUUCAAGUAUAUUGAAAGACAUAGGUGUUCAGCAAUGGAGUUUUGGUUUGAGCCUGUCAUUAUCCUGCAGCUGAUUAAGGCAUUGAAGGAGUCAGCCCCCCUAGUCAAUGUUUUUCACAAGUAUUCAAAAGGAGCACAGCUUUUACGAUGUCAGGAACGAAUGAUUCGUAUAAAUAAAGAUCGUUUGCUGGGGUCGGUUGUUGAGAGUGAUUUUGUUAAUAAGAUGAGGAAAGCCUUGAGUAUUCUAUUCGGGUACUGGAGUGAUAAGGAUGUGACUCUGUUGUUUUCAAUAUUAUUUUCUCUUAGAGGUGAAAAGGAGACAUUUGCUGAUGUUGACUUGACAGAAGAGAGUGUUCAAUGCCUUUAUUAUUUGACCAAUGAUUGUGGUGAUGUCGAGGGUUUGAAGAAUGUGCUAGCUGAUAACUAUCGUGAAGAUUCGGCAGAGUAUAUUGAUCUAUUUGAAAAGAUUAGGAGUAAGGAGCAAAAUGCUAUGAAGCUUGAUAAUGAUACGGAUCUGGCCUAUAUCGUAGUCAUAUUGAAGGGGGGUGACAUACUUUAUUUCAAAAAGACUCCAUGCGGAAGAACGAUGUGACAUACUACGUACUUUAUUUGAAAAAGACUCCAUGCGGAAAUUAAUUUAAAAAAGACUCCUGCUUUGUGAUAUUACGUUGCUAAAGUGCUAAACUAAUGCCAAAUAGGACAAUGCUAAUUCUAGUUGUCUGAUGUCUAGUUGAACAAUAGGUUUUUUUUUUUCAUUAUGUUCAUCUUUAAACACAGAUGCGAUACGUCUCUUUUGUGAAUUUGGCAAAAGCCGUUCUAAAGACAAACAUAAUGAAUAUAUACAUAAAAUAGAGAGUUGAAUGA
Molecule: messenger RNA, 2758 nt
Organism: Cuscuta epithymum
Lineage: Eukaryota; Viridiplantae; Streptophyta; Magnoliopsida; Solanales; Convolvulaceae
Source: the annotation of a GenBank genome assembly